Prunus armeniaca (apricot) is the source of this 345-nucleotide messenger RNA. Lineage: Eukaryota; Viridiplantae; Streptophyta; Magnoliopsida; Rosales; Rosaceae. The record is from the annotation of a GenBank genome assembly.
AUGCAUCUGUGGGGAGAGGCGAUCAAAACAGCAAACUACAUACUUAAUAGAAUGCCCAACAAGUCCGUGCCUAAGUUACCGUUCCAAAUUUGGACCACCAGAAAGCCUAACUUACGACAUCUUCAUGUAUGGAGUUGCAACGCUGAAGCUAGAAUCUAUAACCCUCAAGAGAAGAAGCUUGAUCCAAAAAUGAUUAGCUGCUAUUUUAUUGGUUAUCCUGCAAGGUCAAAGGAAGAAGGGAAUGUAGCUGUGAUUGAGAAUGAUGAACAAGAAGUUACAACCUUGAUUCCUUUAAGUGAAACUGUAUUGGAACCUCCUCAGUUUGAAGAACCAGUUGAUAAAUAA